Molecule: messenger RNA, 1038 nt
Organism: Coniophora puteana RWD-64-598 SS2
Lineage: Eukaryota; Fungi; Basidiomycota; Agaricomycetes; Boletales; Coniophoraceae
Exons: 4
Coding region: 1-1038 (345 amino acids)
Source: RefSeq, a predicted model, not a curated record
AUGUCCCCUCGCCCACCGAUGCCACCUUUCAUGCCCACCUUGGACUUCGACUGGCCCACGGGUGCCCAGCAGGUUCAGCUCGUCUACAACAUCUUCGAAGGACGUCUGCGCGGCGCGUUGGCCAAGAAGGAGCACGUGGCUCCUGAUGAUUUUGAUAGGCAUUGGCUGAAGAUGAUUAUACCCAUUCUGAAGGUACUGGAUUACAUCCAGGAGCAAAAGGGCCUCACCGCCUCUCCGGCCCUCAUGGCGAUGCUAUAUGGCGGGCGGCCCACGAAAGACGGCGCGUUUAGAGCCGUUGAAAAGGUGCUGCGGGAUACCGCCCCCAACUUUGUCCCCCCUGCCGACCUUGGCAGCGACCUCUGGUGGGCUGCCUGGGGGACUCCGGUGGUGUCUCCCCUCUUGCCGCCCUCAGAGGACCCGUUGACGCAGCUGCCUCCCCUCCGCCUUCGCGACCACUCCCCUAUGGCAAUCUCCGUCCAUGACGAUGGGGACACCGAGCCCGCUGUCGAAACGGGGCAACGGCCGCCGGCGGAUAUCGACCUCGCCCAGUCCGACCGCGAGGAGACUGAGAUGGAAGAAGGCGCGAAGAAGACUGGCCAGGCGAAAAAGAAGCGCAAACGCGAGAACUCGCAUACCGCUGGCGGAAGCUCUGCUGCCGGCGAGCAGUCAACGGCCCAACCACAGGAGCGGACAGCUCCCAAAAAGCAAAAGAAAGUCCGCCUCGCGACGACGACAAAGGCUCCCACAGCGGGCGGAUCCAAACAGGCCGCAGCGCCGGCUGACCAGCGUAUUGAGGACAUGACGCCCGCCAGGGCUGCCAAGGCUGCCGCCGCCGCUGUUGCAACGCUUCAACGUGAAGUGGAAGGGUAUGGUACGACAUUGAACGAUAUCGUUCAGCGGGUCAACUGCAUCGCAACGGCCGAGCAAGUGGAAGCCUUGCGACGCGAAGUGGCCGAGUUGACCAAGUCGCGGAAGGAGAUGGCGGAGAAGCUGAAAGCCUUUGAGGCCGCACAUGGAGGCCGCACCAGCCGCCAGUAA